Venturia canescens is the source of this 5785-nucleotide messenger RNA. Its product is annotated as probable E3 ubiquitin-protein ligase RNF144A. Gene Ontology annotation, cellular component: cytoplasm; ubiquitin ligase complex. NCBI's taxonomy places the organism in Eukaryota, Metazoa, Arthropoda, Insecta, Hymenoptera, Ichneumonidae. Gene Ontology annotation, molecular function: zinc ion binding; ubiquitin protein ligase activity; ubiquitin conjugating enzyme binding. The transcript has 5 exons. The coding region runs from base 362 to 1669 and encodes 435 amino acids. Gene Ontology annotation, biological process: positive regulation of proteasomal ubiquitin-dependent protein catabolic process; protein polyubiquitination; ubiquitin-dependent protein catabolic process. The record is from RefSeq and is a predicted model, not a curated record.
ACUUUUUUGUUUUUAUUGCUUUCUUCGCCGAGAAAACAGUGCACUGCGGAUUUAUACAGUGGAUAUAGCAGCGAGGAUCUUUGCGCGAAACUUUUGGGCGAUCUCACUAAGUGUGAAAGAAUAUUUUAGUGGCAAAGUGUUUGUGUACCAAUUCUCAAUCUGUACACGAUCGAAGGUUCUAUCCACGACGAUUCAAAACUAACGAGUGAUUUCUCAUCGUUUAUUUGGUGUUUUUUUUUCUUCAUUUCUUUGUUUAUUUUCGUCGCUCAUGCGAAAGACUGUAGGAAAACGGAGAUGUUAAGAUUGGAAAAAGGGCUGCGAGGGUAGAGAAACAAAAUAUCUACUUUUUGGUAAUCAGGGGAUGCCUAGCCUACAUCUGCUCGUCGUACGACGAGCAAACCCAAUGGAUAUGGGCACUGCUACCAGUUCUGUGACUACUGUCAAUCAACCCGCUAAGAACAACUCAACAAGCCAGAAAAAAAACAAUGAAACUAAAAGUAACAAAUUGGCUGGCAUCAAAUUGCCCAUUUUAAGAAAAGAGACCAGCGCCAUCAAUUUAAGCUUGGCGGAGAGGAGUGUUUCAAGCAAAGGAGCCGACGCUCCUCUCCUAAGGCCUGAAAGCAGUGCUAGUUUAGAAGCAGGAAAGGGCAGUUGGCUCAGUCUUGGACCUGGCGCUCUCAGAAAGUGUGAAACUGCUGUUGGACUUAGCACUUUGGCCCUUGAAAGUAGACCGAUCAAUCGGAGCAGAGUUUGUUCCCGAUGCUCCAGUCUUCUGUCCCUUGCUUCCAGCUCCAGAUAUAGCCUUGCCGCUGGCAAUUUCGUCCCUGCCUCAUCUCAACAAACGACUGGACAAUUUCUCUGCAAACUCUGCCUCGCAGAUGUUUCUCUUUCAAAAAUAUUCAGAAUUGAAGGCUGCGGCUGCUUCUAUUGCAAAGACUGUAUGAAAGAUUAUGUAGAAUUUGAAAUUGAAGAGGGUGCUUAUGAGAUAAGUUGCCCCGAUGCCCAGUGCGAUUGGGCAAGUGUGUUAUCCUUAAAGGAGAUUGCUACCCUCGUCAGUCCAGAAUUGAUGGAAAAACAUCACAAGUUCCGUUUGAACAGAGAUGUAUCGAUGGACAAAGAACGAGCCUGGUGUCCUCGAGCUGGCUGCGAAACAAUCUGUUCAGUAACUAGUGGUGGUAGCGGAGGUGUAUCACCUGGGCCAGUUCACUGUCCAAAUUGUUCAACAGACUUUUGUUCGGUCUGUCGUGAACCAUGGCACAACGGCCCUUGUCCAAACUUCCCACUUGGCAUACCGUUUGACAAUGAUCAUAUAAAAUGUUGUCCAAUGUGUUCAGUGCCUAUCGAAAAAGACGAAGGUUGCGCUCAAAUGAUGUGCAAAAGAUGCAAACACGUGUUUUGCUGGUAUUGCUUGGCCUCUUUAGAUGACGAUUUUUUGUUGCGGCAUUAUGACAAAGGUCCGUGUAAAAACAAAUUGGGUCAUUCGAGGGCGUCUGUGAUAUGGCACAGAACACAAGUAAUCGGAAUAUUCGCCGGCUUCGGGCUGCUGCUAUUGGUCGCUUCGCCUCUGUUAUUACUCGCGGCUCCUUGUAUCGUGUGCUGCAAAUGUCGUGUUUGCGGUUCUUCCCGUUUGGAGCAGGACGGAGGCACGCAUGAGGACACGACGACAUAAGUCACAUUUCGUACACUUUUCGUUUUAUUAUUCGUUUUACGAUGAUUAUGACGAAAGAAACAAAUGAGAAAAAAUAUGAAGAACCAGCAACAAUAGAUGAUAAAAUAUUUGUACCUAAAUAGCAUCUAAAGUACCUAAAAACACUAAAGGGAAUGAUGGAGUUUGAGCUCUAAUAUGAUAGUUUUAAACGAAUAUAUAUAAAUAUAAAUAAACACAUACAUAAAUUAAUGCAGUCAAAAGCAUUUUCAUCGCGCCCGAGCGGGCCGGAUCGAGAAACAAGAGAAAACAAUGUUAUCUAUGUAUAUUAUCCUGAACAUUCUUGUCCAUAAUCUAAUAUCCAAGUUAAACUACGACUUGUACACACACACACACAUAAAUACAUAGACACACGAACCAGCGUGUCUCUUGAGCACGAAGAAUUCGCCAGGUGAUUUGGAAUAGUCUAUCAUGCUUAUUAUACUGGUGUUCUGUGCUUCUUUAAACAAAAAGUAAUAAUCGAUAGGUGACGAGGAGUCAUAAAGAAGGAAGAAAAAAUGUUGAUUCUAUGAUAGAAAAAAGGAUACUACUCGACAAGAAUCGUGGAGAUUUGAUACACUGUCGUUACGAAAGAAGUUUUGUUUUCUUCGGAAUAUCUGAGAGUUCAAAAUGUUCUAAACUGUGUCUCACGUUAUAGUUUUGAACUUAUUUUCAAACAUUAAUUGUGUGUGCGUGUGUGAAUGGUAGUGAAAAAUUGAACAUCGACUACGCAAGACUACGAGCUGAUUUUUUUUUUUUUAUACAACUUAGAAUAGUCCCUUGAUUUGCUGUGAUUCAUUUCCUCCGCCAAUAAUUUUCUUUCGUACUGAUACAAUGGUUUCUUGAUAUUUUCGGUUAUUCUGAUUCGAUAAAAACUUAGAUUAGGAAUUAUUAGAAAAAAAAUCAAAGUAGUCAGUGUCCAAUUUUCCGCUAAUUCUAAAGUAAUGUUAACCGUUAUUUUAUGCAGUUCUGGGAGUUUCGAAAACAACAACGUAAGAAUAGAUUUUUCUAUUUUAUACGAUGUAGAAUUUUUGAAGAAAACAUGUUUUUCUUUUCCGGUGUCAUAUUGAACUUUGAACUUUACCCGGUCAUAUUUUUCACGCAUUUGUUUUUUUUUUUUAACAACUUAAGAAAUGUGAGAAAAUGGAGGAGGACACGCAACGUCGCAACUUUCGACUUUUGUAUUUAUGUCUUUCGAUUUUAAAGCACUACACCGUUUGUUGACGCUUUUUUUUUCGUUUCAUUGCCAUAUAUUACGACUGGUUGAAAUUGGAAAAGAAAAUCGACGCGAUUCGGGAUUGUUUGAUGCAUUUUUUUAUGUUAAUGUACCCGUGUAUAGAUUUUUUUGUUUUUUUUUCUUAAAUUAAAAAUUAUAUUGUCGAAAGAUACAUAUUUAUGUAAAAUAUUAGAAAUUAGAAUUAAUCGGGUGAAUCUUCAAAUGCCUGAUGACGAAAAUCGUCUAAUCUUUUGUUCGUGUCGAGCCUAUAUUUUUGAUAAAUAAAUCUCUUGUUCGAAACAAUGUCCACGGUACGUCAAAUCUCCUCGGUCGUCGCUACAAUAAUGGCAAAUAUGUUUUGUAAGAAAAAGAAAACGAGAAAAAAACAAAAGCAGAUAAACGAAAAAUGAUGAUGGGUGACAAAGAGAAAAUUAUACAGGGGAUAAAGUAGUCAUUUUCAUCGUUCACUUAAGUACAGUGUUAAAACAAUUAAAAACGAACGAGAAUGAGAUGAAUGCUUAACAUAACACUUUUUACAGACUAAUAAUGAGUGUGAAAAAAACAGGAAACAAUAAUGAUUGCUAUAUUUUCUAGUAUAACCAGAUCUUCGUUGCAGGCCGAUACAUUCCUCGAGGAAAGUGCAUAAAGGUUGAAGAAUGAAUGUGCUGAGGGAUGUGAUUUUAAGUGAAUAAAGCGAAAGGAAAGGGACGAAGGGAGAAUAAAGUGAACGAGGUAGCCUUAUCGAGUUGAUAAUCGAGAAUUACAAAUAUUUUGCAAAUCAUUAAUAUUGUUGAAUAAUAAUAGAGUGUACGUGAUUAUUAUUUCUUUUAAAUUCCGUUAUUUCCAACGUACAACAAAUAUUUAUUUUCAACGAAGUAUAACUUGAAUGAAACUUUGUAGAAGGCGUCGUUUUAACGUACAUGAUUUUAUAACGUAACACGUCUGUUUCACUUUGGACCAUUGCAAACGUGUCCGGAUCCAUGAGAUGCGACGAACAAUGUGAUUUGUGUAAAAUAACUUGGCUAUAAAUUUUCAAUAUUUUUUUUUCUUUUUUUAUAAUAAUUUUUUGGUUGUUUCAUAGUCUAUAAAAUCGAAUUUGCGCUCGUAAAUAAUAUGCGUAUAUGUGGAAGGAAAAAGAAAAAAGAGUAAUAAAAAGUGAACUCUCGUUAAACACUGUUACAUACCUUUUGGAUACAAUGUUAUGAUAUUUUAUGUUUGUGUUUAGAAAACACGGUGUGAGCAAAGGUUGUUUAGCCAAUAGGCCAAUUAUGUCGUUGGGCGAUAAAAUGUACGAGACGAAUUUAUAGUCAAGUACUCUUGAGCUAAAAGAUAGAAUGACUGGUUUGCUAUAAACGAAUAAAAACAAAAAGCGAAUGAAUAUCUCGUAAAAAAAGAGGAAACAAAAAAGUAAUGGAAUCAAACACGAAAACAAACAACAACAAAACCGAUCGAUCUCCGGACUUAUAAACCGUACAAGAAGUAACCUGCUCUUUUGCUUCCCCGCAUAGAUAUUUGUUGUGUCAAUUAUUCGAUAUUGCAAUGAUAGAUUAUGGGAAAAUCACCGAGUGCAGUUUUGUGAUAAAAUUAUUUUUUCAAAUUUCGUAUUUUUAGUCGAUUACGUUAUUAGAGAAAUAAAACAAUAACGAAAACGAGCAACAAAAUACCUUGAACAAAUGAGAUAGAGAUUAUAUUACUAUUUUGCUGAUCGUAUUUACGAGAUAGGACGUAAACGACGAGUUACCACAUGUAGUCAAGGAGAAUGAUAAAACAAUGAGAACGAAAGAAAAAAAUAAUGUUUAUCGACGUGUGUGCUUGAGCGAUUGGAUGGUUUGUAUACGAGGUUUCGAAGACACGAUCAUAAUGGACUUUUAAAUGCAAUUUCGUUUAUUAUUUUCUAUCGGUUUUAUCGAUAUUAACGAUAUUAUAAUAAAGAGUUAACCCGAAGACGACAGGAGGGGCGGGGAGGGGGGGGGAGGGAGUACAUGAAAAUCAGAACCAGCAUAAGCUUGGCAUGAAAAGUAACGUGAACAAAAAAAUGUCUGAUUUAGGCAUCAAUGAGAUGACAUUUGUUUUUAAAGAGGAUUUCAUUCGAUCUAGAAACAAACGAUAAAAUCAGAGGAAGAGUUUAUUCGACGAAAACGAUAAUUUCAUGAAAAUUUUCGAUCACGAAGAAGAAUAAUAUUUGGCGAUAGUUUUAUUGAGAAUAAAAAUAUAUUUUUGCGUUACACAAGUGUCGAUUUCUCGUAUAACGCGUAGACACGCUUUGAGUAAUAUCCUUUAAGUUGAAUACCCCGCAGAGGAAAAUUGCAAUACAGGGAAAAAGCGUAAAAAAUUUGAUUACGAGGUGAUAAAAACAUACGCUGGACUUUAAUCGCAGUUUGUCAAUGUUUGCCAUUGUUUUUUUGUUAAAUCGUCCAAAAAUUUCAUCAAUUCUUACUCAUGAUUAUUUCUUUCAGCAUUUUAAUUAUUAUCUUUCCUUCGUAACGAUUACGAAAUUAUUUAAAUAACACAUCCAUCGUUACAUGAUGAUGCUUUACUGCCGCUUUUGUCACCACAUCUUCUAAUGUCAUGCCAAAGACGUUGUCCAAUUAGAAAGACACGUUAUUAAUGAGAAGAAAAAAGUAACAUAAAAAGAAAAAACGAAUAAAAACGAUAUUUAAAACGAAUAUACGAGGAACUUAUUAUACAUGUAAUAUAAAUACGACGCUAAUUGAGAGGUCAGUUCCUUAUUUACUCCGAAAUCCUCUGAUCGCGAUACUAUUAUCUUCUUCUUGUAACAUAUUACGUAAUGUAUGGCCAAAUCAAGAAAGUGGAAGUCCGAUGUCCUGCGUAAAAACAAUUAUUAGGCAUGUUGUACAUAAUAAAUCUUCAUAUAGAAAGGAAAA